GGCCAGCGCUCUAGCCUGGUUGGCAGCUGCGGCGCAGAGUCCAGCGGCUGGUGCGCGAAGCGGUACAUCGUCUCCCGAGCGGUUCGGCCCAGCCAUUCGCCUCGGUGCCCAGGCCCGGAGCGCGCGUGCGUGAGCGCGCCUGCGCCCCGGGGCCGCUGCUAGGGGAGUGCAGUCACCUCAGAUAAAAUCUCUUACUGUCCUAUUGUAGGAGGAUCCCUUUCUCCUCUGAAAUUACUCAAUGCUGAAACCUUUCAAAGUGAUAAUAGAGACAUUGGAAGCACCAUGGAUGGUUUUUAUGAUCAGCAAGUUCCUUUUAUGGUCCCUGGGAAAUCUCGCUCAGAGGAAAGUAGAGGGCGACCUGUGAUUGACAGGAAAAGGAAGUUUUUGGACACAGAUCUGGCUCAUGAUUCUGAAGAGUUGUUUCAGGAUCUCAGUCAACUUCAAGAGGCUUGGUUAGCUGAAGCACAAGUUCCUGAUGAUGAACAGUUUGUCCCAGAUUUUCAGUCUGAUAACUUGGUGCUUCAUGCCCCGCCUCCAACCAAGAUCAAACGGGAGCUGCACAGCCCUUCCUCUGAGCUGUCAUCCUGCAGCCACGAGCAGGCUCUUGGUGCUAACUAUGGAGAAAAGUGCCUCUACAACUACUGUGCCUAUGAUAGGAAGCCUCCCUCUGGGUUCAAGCCAUUAACACCUCCCACUACCCCCCUGUCACCCACCCAUCAGAAUUCUCUAUUUCCCCCACCUCAGGCAACUCUGCCCACCUCAACACAUGCCCCUGCAAAUGGCCCAGUUCAAGGUGUGGGCCCUGGCCCCAACCCCCACUCACUUCCAGAAGCUGGGCCACAGCAGCAAGCGUUUGCGAUCCCACGGCCACCACAUCAUCCCCUGCAGAUGCCAAAGAUGAUGCCUGAAAACCAGUAUCCAUCAGAACAAAGAUUUCAGAGACAACUUUCGGAACCCUGCCACCCCUUCCCUCCUCAGUCAGGAGUUCCCGGAGAUAACCGUCCUAAUUAUCACCGGCAGAUGUCAGAACCCAUUGUCCCUGGAGCUCCCCCACCCCCUCAGGGAUUCAAGCAAGAAUACCAUGACCCACUUUAUGAACAUGGGGUCCCAGGCAUGCCGGGUCCCCCAGCACAUGGAUUCCAGUCCCCAAUGGGAAUCAAGCAGGAGCCUCGGGACUACUGCGUUGAUUCAGAAGUGCCUAACUGCCAGUCAUCCUACAUGAGAGGGGGCUAUUUCUCCAGUAGCCAUGAAAGUUUUUCGUAUGAAAAAGAUCCCCGGCUAUACUUUGAUGAUACCUGUGUUGUUCCAGAGAGACUGGAAGGCAAAGUCAAACAAGAGCCCACAAUGUAUCGAGAGGGGCCCCCCUAUCAGAGGCGAGGUUCUCUUCAGCUGUGGCAGUUCCUGGUUACCCUUCUUGAUGACCCAGCCAACGCCCACUUCAUUGCCUGGACAGGCCGAGGCAUGGAGUUCAAGCUGAUAGAACCUGAGGAGGUUGCUCGGCGUUGGGGCAUCCAGAAGAAUCGGCCAGCCAUGAACUAUGACAAGCUCAGCCGUUCCCUACGCUACUACUAUGAAAAGGGCAUCAUGCAGAAGGUGGCCGGGGAACGGUAUGUCUACAAGUUUGUCUGUGAUCCAGAUGCCCUUUUCUCCAUGGCCUUCCCUGACAACCAGCGUCCAUUCCUGAAGGCGGAAUCUGAGUGCCACCUCAGUGAGGAGGAGACCCUGCCCCUGACCCACUUUGAAGACAGCCCUGCUUACCUCCUGGACAUGGAUCGCUGCAGCAGCCUCCCCUAUGCUGAGGGCUUUGCUUACUAAGUUUCUGGGUGGCUGAGCGGCCAAACCUUAGAGCUAGCAGUUCCCAUUCAGGCAAACGAGGGCAGUGGUUUUGUUUGUGUUUUUGGCUGUUCCUAACGCUUGCCCUUUGAGUAUUAUCUGGAGAAUCUAAGCUGUCUCUGGAUGGGCACCCUUAAAGACAGAUACCUUAGCUAGGGAGUGGGAACAGGGAAAGACAAGAGAACAACCAGAAGGCUGGUGCCUCGGCUCUGAUCCUGACAAGGUUUCUGGGAAGAGAUUGAAAUGGAGCCUCCUUUCCAUGGACAAUAUAUGCAAAUCAAUACCUUGUUCAGGUUAGUAACCCACAGACGGGGACAAAGUGUGUGACAAUCUGCAUUGAUCAUGGACUACUAAAUGCCUUUACACAGAAGGGCUCUGAUUUGCACAAUUUCUUGAAGAAGACAUUACAAACCCCUACAACAGUAGAUAGACUAAGCUGGGGAGGCUUUAACCAUGAAGGAUUAAAAAAUAUAUCUUAAAAUUCAGAGAACUCUUCUAGCUCAAUCUGAAAUGUUUCCCCUUGGUUUAGAAAGAAAAGGGGGAAAGUCAGAACAGCUGCUACCCACUCCAUGGUUCUCAAAAUAAUAAACCGUUGUUACUGUUGGUUGGGAACCCUCUGGCCACACGGUCACCAGAUAGACAAGCCCCCAUCUUUACCCAGGCACAUGGCUAUGUGUGGAUGGCUUUAAUUUUAGGAGAAGGGUGAUUGACACUUAACAGUAUUUUGUUUUGCUUUGAUUCGGGGGAUUGUUUUGUUUUGGUGGUUGUUUUUUUUUUUUUUGGGGGGGUAAGAAAGCAGUUUAUAAACUGAUUUUUGUAGUUUUGGUAUUUAAAGCAAAAAAAAAAAUUAAAAUAAAAACAAACCUUUUGGUAACUGUGCACUGCGUCCUUUAGACAGGACAGUGCUGACUUAUGAUGAAGACGCUGCAGCUUGAAAGGGGCUUUGCUGGGGGCUCCCCCCAAGCCGUGAAUAAGCCCACUUUACUGCCGGCUUUGUGCUUUCUGCACCAGACAGCCUGAUGGCACAUUUGCACCUAAGUUGUACAUUUUUGAGGUGUGCAGGGCAGCCUGGACACACCACUUAAAGAUUUUAUGUGUAUAGUUCACCCCCACCCCAUGUUCCUAACAUACCCUCUCUGGAAAGCAUAUGUACAUAAUCCACGUCAUGUCCAUUGGACACCUGGUCACCUGGUAGGCCCCUCAGGACUCUCCCCUGGGCAUGACUGAUGACAAUUUCCAUUUCAUCAGUUUGUUUUGUUUUUCUUUUGAUUCUUAAGCCUUUAAACCCUGCAUAUGAUUCAAUGGGGUUUGAGACUUCCAUGUGACACUGAUAGGUCAAACAGUGCUACUAGCAUUCUAGUUUCCUGUCACCACUUCUUAUUUAAAAAAAAAAAAAAAUCUGAUUGCUGUAUUAUAUUGGGAACGUUUUGAACAACCAAGCUAAAGAUAUGUGAAAGUUGAGUUCAGCAUAGAGAAAAAGUGACUGCCUGCUGCCUGUUCUGUUGGUGGGUCUCUGCUCCCUCUUCCACUAGGUGUGUGAAGGAUAUUGGGUUCAUCUUCCCAGGCAGAGGACAUGCUGACUGGAUGAGAUUGCAUAAGACGUGCGCUUUGAAUUUCCUUUCUGUUCAUGGAGCACUCCACUGUCUCAUAAACAGCCCUCCAGAUGACAAGGAGCACCAUUUUUAUAGCUGUGGAAAUUUAAGGGUUUUUUUUUUUUUUUUUCCUCUCUGUUGGAAAAGAUAAUUGGCCCACAAAGGUAUUGAACCUCUAUGCUGGGCUAAUUAGUAUCAUACUCUAAUCAAAGGACUCUUUCCAGACCCUAUUUAUAGCUUUCUAACCUACAAAUAAUCUAUACAUAGAUGCAUAUUUGACCCCACCCCCACCCGGCUAGAGAUUUAUCUGUUGUAAAUGCUGUAUAGGAUUUCUUUUGCCUUUCUUACUUCUCCUGGCUUGGGUUUUAUUUUAUUUUAUUUUUUUGUUUGGUUGUUUUUUUCCUAUUUUGAUGGGUUUAUGCUGUCCUGGCAAGUAUGAAAAUAAGCCUCUGUAGGCUGAGCUCUGCGCCCCGCCCCCCCCGGGGGGGGGGUCCAGACCUUCUCGGUCUGUGCUGUCAUGGGACACGGGACGGAGGAUGGUGGCCUCACCGCUGAUCUGUUGCAUUUCCGUCGGACUCAUGCAUCUCCCAGAUGGUUUGGGGUUUAGUUUGUUUGUUGCUUCUUUUCCAGAGUGGAAAGUCUACAGUGCAGAUAGGCUUUAACCUACCAACUGAUUUGAAAUACUCCCCCCACCCCACCCGCGCAGGGCCGUAUGCAUCCUGCCAAGCUGCGUUAUAUUCUGUACUGUGUACAAUAAAGAAGUUUGCUUUCAGUUUA
Messenger RNA from Erinaceus europaeus (western European hedgehog), 4202 nucleotides. It is a transcript of the gene ETV5, whose product is annotated as ETS variant transcription factor 5. Gene Ontology annotation, biological process: cell differentiation; regulation of transcription by RNA polymerase II. The coding region runs from base 283 to 1815 and encodes 510 amino acids. NCBI's taxonomy places the organism in Eukaryota, Metazoa, Chordata, Mammalia, Eulipotyphla, Erinaceidae. The record is from RefSeq and is a predicted model, not a curated record. Gene Ontology annotation, molecular function: sequence-specific DNA binding; DNA-binding transcription factor activity, RNA polymerase II-specific. The transcript has 13 exons. Gene Ontology annotation, cellular component: nucleus.